AUGGACAGAAGAGACACACAGCUGGUUUCUUUGCUGUUGUGCAUCAUCACUCAGGUGUGUGCUAGGCAGGAGGGCGAAGCCUGCACUGACCGACUGCCCUGUGACACCCACCGAGGGCUGCGGUGUGACUACAGCGCCAGCUUCCCUGGAGGGCCGGGGCAGUGUGUUGAUCAGAACGAGCUGGGCUGUGAGAUGAAUGGCAGAAGGCUGGAGGAGGGACAGGUAUUUCAGCCUUCCUGUGCCAAGCUGUGCCGGUGCCUGGGGGGAGGGGUGACCUGCGUGCCGCUGUGCAGCGAUGAUCUGCAGAAGUCCGCUGAUGAGUGCCCCAAUCCUCAGCUGGUGAGGCUACCGGGACGCUGCUGCAAAGAGUGGGUGUGUGACAGCUUUGACAACACCAUUUCCUCAAAUCCGUCAGCAGCAGAGCAAACGCGUCAGGACUACAGCAGAGGGCUGUCCAGGCCGUCGUCUGGCCCAAUCUCCAACUGUAUCGAGUGGACCUCAGACUGGAGUCCCUGUUCCCACAGCUGUGGCCCAGGUGUCUCCACCCGCACCACAAACAGGAACUGGGCUUGUCGCCUGCAGACUGAGACCAGACUGUGCCAGGUCAGGCCAUGCCAGACUCUGCUGCCGGGACUACGACGGCUGCAGCCGGGUUUGGGGGUGUGUGAGAGCAGCUAUGGUUCACCUCUGUCCAUUCAGCUCGAACACCAGGGCUGCUGGAGCACCAGAGCCUACCGUCCCAGGUUCUGUGCCUUGACCUGUUCGGAGGGACGCUGCUGUAACCCCUCCCACACCAGGACAGUGCGGAUGGUUUUCCGCUGCCCCCAAGGCGGGCUCAUCCAGCAGCAGGUGAUGAUGAUCGAGUCCUGCUCCUGCAGCACCUCCACCUGCCACCAACCCCUGGCCACAGCUGCGCGGAGUGUCCUGUCCUGGGUGUGAAGAGCAUGUGCGUCCGGCUACGAGGAAGAUGGGCAGGUCCUGUCUGAGUGAGGGAACUUGAGGAUACACGCGACAAUGUGGAAGUGCAGGAAGUUGAGCCAGUGUUUCAAAAGUAUGGAAAUAUUGCAAUCAGGAUGUGAAACUUGACAUUUGACAGUAGCUGUUGUGAACAGUGUAUCCAGAUGUACCAGUACACAAAUGUGCACUCACAUUUGAAAGUAUGACAUUUUACCCCAUAUCAUUUCAUUUUUAUGCUCCUACAAAUUUUCAUAUCACCACAUCUUAGCAUUUGAAUCCUGUCCACUCUUUGGCAAACUUAAAUUUGUACUGAGAUUAAAAAUAUAUCCAUCCCAGUGCUGGAGGGACACCAACAUACCAGUGUGCACGUGGCAUAAUCUCAGAAAAAACAUGGUGUUACUGACUAUAGAUCCCACAGGUUCCUGAAUAGACAUUUUUAAGCCCACUGUUUGGGUAUAGGGCUCCCAGACCAAUAGAAAACCAGACAUCUCUGCAGUUCCCCUCAGCUCUAUCGAGCAUUUUAGUGACUUUAAGCUAAUUGUUUUUGCUUUUCUGAUUUCCUGAGUUCAGUCUGGUUGCUCUCAUAAACCUGUGCUGUGAACUCACUUUACACAACCGGUUCAGCACCAAACAGCAGUCAAACACAGUUAAUGACUAGCUGGUGAACAAAGUAGAGCAUUUAGCAGCUAACAAGACAUACCUCUAUUGUUCUAAGAAAUUGAUGGAGACCAAAACAGAGAGUAAAUGCUGGACAUUCAUCAGGUCACCUGACACACAUCUCCUAAUGAAUGCUUGUCCUGCUUGGUGUCUGCUGGACGUGUAAAUAUGUAAUUGUUACAGCCACAACAACUUUCUAAGGUGUAUAAGGUAUGUCGGUAUUGUGUUUGCAUCUUCUGCUGCUGCUCUCAAGUGUCAGUGGCCUCAACUGAAGUUAGACUGCUGUCCCCUUCUGUCUUAGCUACUUGUGGAAGUUUGUUGUUUGUUUGCUUGUGUCUUGCUGCCCUUGCAGGCUCACCUGUCAAUCAAACAUAUACCGUACACCAGCUCAUCCAUUCAGAGGAUUGGAGUCUUCACAAAGCAGUCAGUGCUAUCUUUGAGCCAACAUCUAGUGGCCAUUAGAGGUACUACAACGUCAGUCACUUGACUUGAUUCAGCUGCGUUGGUUGCUGCAUGGUGCCACUUUGCUCCCUGCAAAUGUGUGGAUGGUAGGAGAGCAUUCAUGCAAACCCACCAGUCCGAGGUCUCAGCGCAAAUUUGAGUUGGCCAAAGGUUGGACAAAAUUUACAGAUAACUGCACUCUGAUUUGAGAAGAGAGAUGCUUCUAUAGGAGAAAGUGGAACCACUUCUUACACACAAAAUGUAUUUUACAAGUUCACAUAUAUUAGUGCACUUUUAAAAAAAUGUGGGUGUAAAACUGGAUGUAUUUUCAACUUACAGCAAGUUUUCAAUUGUUGUCUAUUUAAACAAGAACACAUUGCCAAACUGACAUGUUUAAAAAAGUGACAGUAUUAAUUUUUUAAAAACUAUAGAAUGAAUAUCUUACUACAAUGACAUCUGGUUAAUUGCAUCUGCUAAAUGCUGCUCCAGACUUCACCUUGUUGUAAAAAGUUAUUUCAUAAUCAGUGUUUGACAAGAGGGAGGGUGCGUGGUUUCAGCA
This is a messenger RNA of Chelmon rostratus (copperband butterflyfish), 2614 nucleotides long. Its product is annotated as CCN family member 3-like. Gene Ontology annotation, cellular component: extracellular region; extracellular matrix. Gene Ontology annotation, molecular function: heparin binding; integrin binding. Gene Ontology annotation, biological process: signal transduction; cell adhesion. The record is from RefSeq and is a predicted model, not a curated record. Lineage: Eukaryota; Metazoa; Chordata; Actinopteri; Chaetodontiformes; Chaetodontidae. The transcript is spliced from 5 exons. Bases 1 to 939 code for a protein of 312 amino acids.